This is a messenger RNA of Ilex paraguariensis (yerba mate), 564 nucleotides long. The record is from the annotation of a GenBank genome assembly. NCBI's taxonomy places the organism in Eukaryota, Viridiplantae, Streptophyta, Magnoliopsida, Aquifoliales, Aquifoliaceae.
GCACCAAACACACUUGACAAAAACUUCUGUAUAACUGCCACUCAGAGACUAAACUACUUUCUGAUGGCACCUCAGUCGGACCUUUAUAAGAUUGGCUUGGAAGGCUUUGAUCUUGUGGAGGGAAUGUUUGGGAGAAAGGGAAGGCCUCUUCUUCCCUCACACAGGCCUCCACCUGCUCCACAAGGGCCAACACCACCACCACCACCACAAAGAGAUUGUCAGUAUCGACCUCCACAACCCUAUGUUGCUUAUCACAACGGAGGGUUCGAACAAAUGGAGAGGUAUAAUCUUGCUCCAACAAGGCCUCAAGGAACUAGCUGUUAUCAGUAUCAUCCACAAGAACCCUAUCAUGUUUUGGUUCAUCAACAAUCCCCAGUUUCUGCAACAACGGAGAGGGUUAGUUAUUAUCAGUACUAUAAACCACAAGAGCCUUAUGCUUAUGUUGAAUAUGAAGCACCUGCUUCAGAACCUAAGGAGACGGGUGUUAUGGACUACGAGGCAGCCCAGAACCUUGGAGGAAUUUUAAUUAGCGAGUACCGUAAGAAAAAGCCGAUGGCUUAUUAG